This is a messenger RNA of Cucumis melo (muskmelon), 756 nucleotides long. Its product is annotated as F-box protein At5g67140-like. The record is from RefSeq and is a predicted model, not a curated record. Lineage: Eukaryota; Viridiplantae; Streptophyta; Magnoliopsida; Cucurbitales; Cucurbitaceae. Gene Ontology annotation, molecular function: protein binding; alpha-mannosidase activity. The transcript is spliced from 6 exons. Gene Ontology annotation, biological process: mannose metabolic process. The coding region runs from base 1 to 756 and encodes 251 amino acids.
AUGCUGCUGAAGAGGUGUGGUGGAGAGUUUGAGAAUGUAGUGUUUGGUGCUGUGAUGCGAAUGUUGAAAAUGAAGUCGAAUAGACUAUGGGUUGAUCUACUGGCUCAUAUUUUUGCUAUGAUCACCUCCUUCAUCGAUUUGGCUCAGGCGUGUUGCGUAUGUAGAAAAUGGAAGGAAGGAGUUAAAUUGUCUCUCGAUAGGAGGAAUAGUUUGAGCUUUGUUGGUUGGAAGAUGGAUGAUAACUCCACUGCUUGCCUUAUUCACCAUGCCUACAGUUUUCGAGAGCUCGACAUCUCAAGGAGACGUUGGGGUUUCCAAAUAACAGACCAUGGAUUAUAUGAAAUCUCUCUUGCAAAGUGCAUUCCCAACCUCAAGUCCAUUUCGCUUUGGGGUAUGGCAGGGAUCACCGACAAGGGUGUUGUUGAAUUGGUUUCAACCCCAAUUUUUAGAAACUUAAUUAACUUGGGAGAAUUUUUGGAUUUUUAUAAAGUAUUUAGUCUCGGUGAUGCUUUGGGGAUUGCACAUCACCAUGAUGCAGUGACUGGUACUGCUAAGCAACAUACUACAAAUGACUAUAUGAAACGGCUUGCUGCAGAAUCCUAUGAGGUCGGUCUAUAUAUCUUGGUCAAGCGUCGAUUGGAUAAUAUAAUUGCAUAUAAUCUACCAUUUGUUCCUCUAUUUGAAGGAGUUGAUGAUAACAAUCGUGAGAUUUUGAGUUUGGAGUUAUCUAAGAGUGUGGGGCUUGGAGGAUGGUGA